Messenger RNA from Cololabis saira (Pacific saury), 2432 nucleotides. RefSeq names its product AP-2 complex subunit mu-A-like. NCBI's taxonomy places the organism in Eukaryota, Metazoa, Chordata, Actinopteri, Beloniformes, Belonidae. Gene Ontology annotation, biological process: intracellular protein transport; clathrin-dependent endocytosis. Gene Ontology annotation, cellular component: cytoplasmic vesicle; AP-2 adaptor complex. The record is from RefSeq and is a predicted model, not a curated record. Gene Ontology annotation, molecular function: clathrin-cargo adaptor activity. The transcript is spliced from 13 exons. Bases 193 to 1521 code for a protein of 442 amino acids.
CUUAUCAGGCCGGUGCGGCUGCCGCGCCUUUUCCUCCCUGCGUGAGUGACGGCGGGUCAGCUGACGCAGCACCGUAACCGACAGCUCUUAGCGGGACCUGCUGGCCGCAACCUGCACCUGAGGCUCCGCAGAGACACGACCAGGGGGGAGUUUGGCUUCACCAUGGCAAGUUGUGUUUGAGAAGCAGCCACGAUGAUUGGAGGACUGUUCAUCUACAACCACAAGGGGGAGGUCCUCAUCUCCCGGGUCUACCGAGAUGACAUAGGACGUAAUGCUGUGGACGCCUUCCGCGUCAAUGUGAUUCACGCCCGGCAGCAGGUCCGAUCCCCGGUGACCAACAUCGCCCGCACCAGCUUCUUCCAUGUCAAGCGUUCCAACAUCUGGUUGGCUGCCGUCACCAAGCAGAAUGUCAACGCUGCCAUGGUGUUCGAGUUCCUCUACAAAAUGUGCGACGUUAUGACGGCCUACUUUGGCAAGAUCAGCGAGGAGAACAUCAAAAACAACUUUGUUCUCAUCUACGAGCUGCUGGAUGAGAUCCUGGACUUUGGCUAUCCCCAGAACUCGGAGACUGGAGCCCUGAAAACCUUCAUCACCCAGCAGGGCAUUAAGGGACAGCACCAGACAAAAGAGGAGCAGUCUCAGAUCACCAGCCAGGUGACGGGGCAGAUCGGCUGGCGUCGUGAAGGCAUCAAGUAUCGACGCAAUGAGCUUUUCCUGGAUGUUCUGGAAAGCGUUAAUCUACUCAUGUCUCCACAAGGCCAGGUUCUGAGUGCCCACGUUUCAGGCCGAGUUGUGAUGAAGAGCUACCUGAGUGGAAUGCCUGAGUGCAAAUUUGGCAUGAAUGACAAGAUUGUCAUCGACAAGCAGGGGAAGGGAGGAGCAUCUGAUGAUGCAGGGAAGAGUGAUUUAGGGGGAGGAAGUGGGAAGCAAUCCAUAGCCAUUGAUGACUGCACUUUCCACCAGUGUGUGCGUCUCAGUAAGUUUGACUCUGAGCGGAGCAUCAGCUUCAUCCCUCCCGAUGGAGAAUAUGAGCUCAUGAGGUAUCGCACCACUAAGGACAUCAUCUUGCCAUUCCGAGUAAUUCCUCUGGUGAGGGAAGUGGGCCGCACUAAACUGGAGGUUAAGGUGGUCAUCAAGUCCAACUUCAAACCCUCUCUGCUGGCUCAGAAGAUUGAGGUGCGAAUCCCAACACCACUCAACACCAGCGGCGUGCAGGUGAUUUGCAUGAAGGGAAAGGCCAAAUACAAGGCCAGCGAGAACGCCAUUGUCUGGAAGAUCAAACGCAUGGCUGGAAUGAAGGAGUCUCAGAUCAGCGCUGAGAUAGAGCUGCUGCCCACCAAUGAUAAGAAGAAAUGGGCCAGGCCUCCCAUUUCUAUGAACUUUGAGGUUCCUUUCGCUCCAUCUGGCCUAAAGGUGCGCUACUUGAAGGUGUUUGAGUCCAAGCUUAACUACAGUGACCACGAUGUCAUCAAAUGGGUGCGGUACAUCGGUCGCUCCGGCAUCUAUGAAACCCGCUGUUGAAGUUCAGCUCCCCGCAGGCAGCAAACUGACCACUUCCCUCCCAUCGAUCCUGUUAAGAAUCUUUUUUUUCUUCUUUCCUCCUAUGUCUUCUUCCCUUUUUUCCUUCCCACUUCUUUCCCACCAAUAUCAUCCCUUCUUAACUAGAUGUUGGAGACUGAAUUUACAUCGUUUAAAAAAAAAAAAAGUAAAUAUGGUGUAAUCCACAGAUAUAUGCAAAAUGUGAACCAUUGUAUCGUAUAUAUCUAGUAGUGAUGAGUAAAAUUGUAAAGCAACUGGUAUCUGAUAGAAAAAGACAAGUUGAAGGGGGCUCAGGGGGAGAAGGCUGGAGGCUUGAACAGGUUAUCUGUUGUUUAUUCAGUGUUAUUGUUCCCCUAUCUUCUCUCCACUUUAGAAAUCCCACAAGUCCGUUAUCACUGGUAAGAUGGUUUAUUGCUGUUGUGAUUUAAAAAUCUUAAUUAACAACUUAUUUCCCAAUCCUCCAAAGGAUUUGAUCUGAUUGGUUUUGGGGGAUAGUCAUUUGGAUCUUGUGUACUUGCCAGUCAACGCAGCGAGAGUGAAAUCAUUCCCAACUUUGUCUGUUUUGGAUAGUUGAGAUAAAAGGAUGUUGUGCAAGCUGUUUUUGUACUUUCAAGUGUAUUGUUUUGUUUUUUUUUUCUGUAUUUUUUUCACUUUUAGUAAAGAAGUCAAAGUUAUAACAACCUGCCUGGUAGGCAGUCUUGAUGUUAAACCAUCAUCCAAAUGAACCACAACUUUUAUAAGCACUAAAAUCGACUCACUACUUUUCAUUCAAAAAUCAGUCCCUGGAGUGUUUGCAGUGAUGCGUGGUCUCCCCCUGGUGUUUGCUUCGCCUCUGUCUACUUCUUGUUUGUAGCCCUGGUGACCGUUCUGUCAAAUAAAAUCUAUGUAACGAA